Molecule: messenger RNA, 1806 nt
Organism: Carassius carassius (crucian carp)
Lineage: Eukaryota; Metazoa; Chordata; Actinopteri; Cypriniformes; Cyprinidae
Product: sestrin-2-like
Exons: 10
Coding region: 168-1499 (443 amino acids)
Biological process (GO): cellular response to L-leucine; negative regulation of TORC1 signaling; cellular response to leucine starvation
Cellular component (GO): nucleus
Molecular function (GO): oxidoreductase activity, acting on peroxide as acceptor; L-leucine binding
Source: RefSeq, a predicted model, not a curated record
GUGUGUUCACGUACGCCACGCCCCUUCCCUGCUACUCUCCGUGCUGUUUCCUGGUUUCCAGAAGUCAAACUCUAGGCGCAAUGAAGACAUAGAGCUCAAACCCUCCGAGACUAUUCAUCAUCAUUAUUGUGUUAAAACUGAGACUUCUGAACACUUAUAUUCGUCAGAUGAAGGAGGAAGCAGGAAUUGACCUUCCCCAGGCAUUGCCCACUGAGUCCAGUGCCUUUAUCCAAAUUGAAGAGAUUCUAGAGGAAGGGGCAGCACAGGUGAUGUCAGAGGCUCUGUUGUCAGAAGGACGCAUGGACCAUAUCAAAAUGAUGAUGGGGCUACAUCCAACCUACCUGACCUGUUUCCUGCGAACACAGAAUGCUUUGCUUCAGGUGGAUGGCCCUCUACCUCUGCCAUGGAGACAUUUUAUAAUCAUACUGGCGUCUGCACGUCACCAGUGCUCGUACCUGGUGCAGCACCACAGCUCUGCUUUUCUGCUAGCUGGCGGAGAUAAGUCCUGGCUUGGAGGACUUCACUGUGCACCACCCAAAAUACAGCACCUGCAGACACUCAACAAACUGCUUGCACACAGACCCUGGAUCAUCACCCAGGAACAUAUACAGGAGUUAGUUUGUCCGGGUGCAGAGGCUCGGUGGUCCCUGGCAGAACUGAUUCAGGCUAUUGUUUUGAUGAGCCAUGCCCACUCUCUAGCCUCAUUUGUUUGGGGUUGUGGUAUUCUCCCAGAGCCUGAGCAGUCCGGAGAUCAGUCACUCCAACUCUGUUCACCCACAGAGUCCUGUUCUGCCCGAAACGAGAGCAGAAAUCAGCAAGAGUGGUCUGAGGCUGUGAACGAGGUCAAGCUUUUGAUGGAGAAGAUGAUGAAAGUUCAGCAGCAAGGUGAAGAGUUUACACAAGAAGAGAUGGUUACUCGCUUUGAAAGAGAAAGGACUGAGAGUUUGCUGGAACCUGCUGAUGUUCAGCAGUGUGUCCUUCCUGAUUGUUUCUCGCGGUUUGUUGCGGAUGCAGAUUUUACUUACCAGGAUUUUAGUCCUAGAGGAGUGCAGGCCCCCCCAACCAUGAGAGCUCAGGACUAUUCAUGGGAAGAUCACGGAUUCUCUCUAAUGAACAGGUUGUAUGGAGAGAUGGCACAGCUUCUGGAUGAGAAAUUUCAGGUGGUGUGUGCGCUCACGUAUCACACCAUGGCCAUGCACUCGCAUGUGGACACCUCCACACUCCGCAAAUGCAUCUGGAACUACAUUCACUGCAUCUACGGCAUCAGGUAUGACGAUUAUAAUUAUGGGGACGUCAACCAGCUGUUGGAACGCAGUUUAAAAGUGUACGUUAAGACGGUAGCUUGUCACCCGGAGAAAACCACAACAAGAAUGUACUUCUCUUUUUGGAGGCAGUUCCGUCACUCGGAAAAGGUCCAUGUGAACCUGUUACUGAUGGAGGCGCGACUGCAGGCAGCUUUACUUUAUGCUCUCAGAGCAAUUACACGCUACAUGACCUAAUAUGCGCACAAGAGCUUUAAAACAGGAUGACCCACAUACACUAUUAUGCUCUGAUUGUAGCAUGUGAUGAGACACAAAUUGCACACAAUCACUCUUAAAAUGUACAAAGUCUCAAGAGCAAUUAGUUUAAUUUUCUCUUUUCUUUGCAAUAUUUUUGGCUUAUGUGGGCUGUUUGAUCAGCUGCUACUGGAUCAUGAUUGGAUUUGGGAGACAGCGAAUUUUGCACAUGUCCCAUAAGUAAAUUUGCUCAUUGUGUUCUUUCUCCUUUCAUACUGUGAAUGUCUUUGCCCUGCUGCAGUAUUCUGUU